This is a messenger RNA of Geodia barretti, 267 nucleotides long. The record is from the annotation of a GenBank genome assembly. NCBI's taxonomy places the organism in Eukaryota, Metazoa, Porifera, Demospongiae, Tetractinellida, Geodiidae.
AUGGAUUCCAGCAUCAUCGGCAAGAUAGACAAGGCGAGGAAGUACGCCGAGGAAAAGGACCGUGUCAGUAUCAACAGCUUUUCCGCGACCUUCCAGGGCAACCACAACAGUUACGACGUGACCUUCACAGCCGGGGCAUGGGACUGUCAGUGCCACUUCUUCGCCACCCGGUCCGUUUGCAGCCACACAAUGGCCCUACAGAGAAUGCUGGACGACGUGCUGGCCAAAGUAUCCGCGGAACAUGAAGAACCCGUAGACGCCACCUGA